AUGGAGUAUUUCCUUACAAGAUUUACAGUUUACGGAAGUCCAUUUUAUAAUCUCAAUGCUGGUAGAGAUCAUACUGAUUGGGAGAAUCAAUCCAGACUUAGAAAGGCUUUGAGUAGAUUUUAAUAAUCAGAAGAGGGACAAGCAUUACCUAAAAAGUUUACAGAUUAAUAAAUUAAAGGAAUUAGAUGGGGAUUACCAGUUGUUGGUCUUUUCUUUGGCAGAUUUAUUGGUGAUAUUUAUUGUGCUUAAUCAUCGAUCUACAUGAAGGGCAUUUUUGCAGUUGUAGGAUUAACUGUUUUUAAUAAAAUUGGAAUGGAUAUCAGGAAUGACAAUGAAAUCUCAUAUUGGACAUCCAAUUAUCCCAAGUUGCCAUCAGACAUUCAGAAGGCUCUUAGUUAUGGUGAUGCUAGAUACACCGGAAGAUGGAUUGAUUGAUUUAAUAUUGCAAUAAUAUAAAAAAUAAAUAAAAGAGAAAUAUUGACUUAUAA
Molecule: messenger RNA, 488 nt
Organism: Paramecium tetraurelia
Lineage: Eukaryota; Ciliophora; Oligohymenophorea; Peniculida; Parameciidae
Exons: 3
Source: RefSeq, a predicted model, not a curated record